AUGGGCAAGAACAGACGCCUUCAAAAGUCAUCCUCCUCGUCCUCGAAAAAAAUCAAACUCCCUACUACAGGGAAAGCCGCGCGGCCAACUGGAGUUACAAAGGCCAAGCCCAAGCCGCAGAGCUCCAAAAAGCCGCGCAUCCAGGCUCACCAGUCCAGUCCCACAAUCCCAUUCCAGUCCGCAGAUAAGAUAUUAUUAGUAGGCGAAGGAGACCUGUCAUUUGCAUGCUCGCUUAUUGCGCACCAUGGCUGUAAGGACGUGACGGCGACGGUGUUAGAAGGGAGUGAGGAGGGAUUGGUGCAGAAGUACCCGGAAGCGGAGGAGAAUAUAAAGACCGUUAGAAGUGCAGAAGGCGUGGUUAGGUUUGGAGUUGAUGUGGGGAAGAAAGGAUUAGCGCUAGGAAAGAAGGAUUUGGCGAGUAGGGGGGAAGGAUGGGAGAGGGUGUUCUUCAAUUUUCCCCACGUUGGCGGGAAAAGUAAGGAUGUUAAUCGGCAAGUUAGGUAUAAUCAAGGUAGGAUCCCCCCUGAUUUAGUAGCUUGCUCAUUCAAGGGUGCUUCAAUUUUCGUGUUGCACUGUGCUAUGCUGAUUGGAAUUUCUGAUGAAAUAGAACUCCUUGUGAACUUCUUCACGAAUAUCCGUCCCCUUCUCUCGCCCCGGUCAGGUUCUUCGAUCAUCGUAACCCUCUUCGAAGGCGAACCAUACACCCUCUGGAACAUUCGGGACCUAGCACGGCAUUCGAACCUGGAAGUUACAAGGAGUUUUCGGUUUCAGGCGAAGGCUUAUCCCGGGUAUAGACAUGCGAGGACACUAGGGGUUGUGAAAGGGAAGAAUGGGGAAAUAGGAGCUGGAUGGAAAGGAGAGGAGAGGGACUCGAGGACGUACGAGUUUGUGAGGAAGGGAGAGGGUGUAGUUCCUGGUGUAGGGAGGGGAAAGGCGAAGGGAAAAGGUGGGGAGGAAGAGAGUAGUGAGGAGAGUACGGAUGAUAUGGAUGUUAAUGAGUCAUGGCAUACUGGUGAUGGAGAAAAGGGCAGCGGCAUCAAUGAGGGCGAUGAAACUAUCGAUAACGAUGACGAAGACGAAGACGAAGACGGAGAUGGAGAAGAUUGA
This is a messenger RNA of Venustampulla echinocandica, 1107 nucleotides long. RefSeq lists its product as uncharacterized. The coding region runs from base 1 to 1107 and encodes 368 amino acids. Gene Ontology annotation, cellular component: cytoplasm. The record is from RefSeq and is a predicted model, not a curated record. Lineage: Eukaryota; Fungi; Ascomycota; Leotiomycetes; Helotiales; Pleuroascaceae. The transcript has a single exon. Gene Ontology annotation, molecular function: rRNA (uridine-N3-)-methyltransferase activity. Gene Ontology annotation, biological process: rRNA base methylation.